Molecule: messenger RNA, 1326 nt
Organism: Cyclospora cayetanensis
Lineage: Eukaryota; Apicomplexa; Conoidasida; Eucoccidiorida; Eimeriidae
Product: acetyl-CoA acetyltransferase, cytosolic 1
Exons: 8
Biological process (GO): fatty acid beta-oxidation
Molecular function (GO): acetyl-CoA C-acetyltransferase activity
Source: RefSeq, a predicted model, not a curated record
AUGAAGCGUCGCUUCCUCACGAGGGGCGUUGUUGUGUUGGGAGGAGCUAGGACCCCAAUCGGCAGCUUCCUAGGGUCACUGCGGGGGGUUCCCCCUGCCCGGCUUGCGACUGCUGCCGCUGCGGGGGCUCUCCAGCGCUCUGGGAUCGCGCCCUCUGAGAUUCAGAACUGUGUUGUGGGGCAGGCACUUACAGCGGGACAGGGAAGGGAGGCGCAUCGGCAAGCCAUGUCCUCAGCAGGGCUUGCGCCUAGUGCACCUAUCUAUCGAGUGGACAGCGGCUGUGCGUCGGGCCUCAAGGCUGUGACCCUCGCCGCUGCAUCCAUUUCCCUAGGAGAGGUACACCUCGCUUUGGCUACUGGUGUCGAGUCAACUAGCACAGCUCCGCACCUUCUUCUGAAGACACGGGAGGGCGGGUACCCUCUAGGAGACGGGGCCCUUAUCGAUUCGCUGGUUCUUGAUGUGCAGCAUGUGCCCUCAUUUCUAGGCUUCCGUUUGCUUUUUCUGGUGUCUCUUCAGCAUGCAGACGCAGCCGCUUCCCGCUUGGGGAUCACCAGAGCGGCAUGUGAUGGCUACGCAGUCGAGAGCUUCAAGAGGGCUGCAGACGCAAUGAGCCAGGGCCUCUUUAGGCUCGAGGGACUCCGCCCUGUGUCUACGAUCUCCCCUGAGGUUCCUACGCGCAUUGAGGGUUUCUCUGCCGCACUGCCGCAGCUGCAGGAGCACACAACAAGGGCCCGUCAACAGCAGCAGAAGGUACAGCAGCGGGGCUCAGUGCUUCACGAGGACGAGGAGGUCGGCCGUCUGCAGCUGGAUCGCGUGGCUUCCGCGCGCCCAGUCUUCGGCUCUACAGGCCUGCUGACCCCUGAGAAUUCUUUUAAGCUUGGAGAUGGGGCAGCAGCCGUGGUGUUGGGAGCAGAGGAAGAGACAAGAGGCAGGGGCCUAAGGCCCAUUGCUAAGAUUCUGUCGUUCGCGGACGCUGCUGGAGACUCAGCGGACUUGGCGGGAGCCUCGGAGGAGGCGUUGAAAAGGGCCUUGAGCCUUGCUGGCCUGCAGCGGGCAAGGGUUUUUCUUUGUUAGAGCGACUUGUACGAAAUUCACGAGGCAUAUGCUGCCCUUCCACUGCUUCUAAUGCAUCGCCUAGGCCUCUGCCAAACCACAGUCAACACUCAUGGCGGUGCAAUCAGUCUUGGGCACCCGAUGGGCAUGACAGGAACCAGGAUGCUUCUCUCGCUCAUAUGUGCCCUGAGGGCCCGCGAACUGACGUAUGGCUGCGCAGUUAUUUCGAAUGGUGGGGACUCGGCUACAGCUGUGGUAGUGGAGGCUGUCUGA